Messenger RNA from Exophiala aquamarina CBS 119918, 6396 nucleotides. RefSeq names its product glutamate synthase [NADPH]. Gene Ontology annotation, molecular function: FMN binding; iron-sulfur cluster binding; glutamate synthase (NADH) activity. The coding region runs from base 1 to 6396 and encodes 2131 amino acids. The record is from RefSeq and is a predicted model, not a curated record. The transcript is spliced from 4 exons. NCBI's taxonomy places the organism in Eukaryota, Fungi, Ascomycota, Eurotiomycetes, Chaetothyriales, Herpotrichiellaceae.
AUGGGCUUGGAAGCGGAAAAACAUCAAAGUCAAGAGAUUGAGACAUCUGAGGUGCAAGAAGAGUACACGCCCUACAAGCCCCAGAAGGGCUAUGGCUGGGGUGAGGCUUUGCCAGAGAAGCAAGGUCUGUAUGACCCUAGUCUUGAGAAGGAUGCCUGUGGUGUAGGCUUUGCAGCCCAUAUCAAGGGCAAGCCAAGCCACAAAAUCAUAAGCGAUGCCCGUAAUCUCCUCUGUAACAUGACCCAUCGUGGUGCGGUCGGUUCAGACGCUCGAGAUGGCGACGGUGCCGGUGUCAUGACCUCCAUCCCGCACAAAUUCUUCGUCAAGAACUUUGCCCGCGAGGUCGGCGUAGAAUUGCCACCCCUCGGACAGUAUGCCGCUGGUAACUUGUUCUUCAAGCCAGACACUGAGAUGCUUAAACAUGCUACGGUCAGCUUCGAGGAAACUGCAGAGUCGCUGGGUCUCCGCACCCUAGGCUGGCGUGAGGUUCCCAGAGAUUCUACUCUUUUGGGUCCAGCUGCGCUCUCCCGCGAACCCAUCAUCCUCCAACCCUUCGUUGUCCUGGCCUCUGCCUACGGCACAGGUAACAAACCCGCGACCGUCGAUCCAGAACAGUUUGACGAUGUUGAAUUCGAACGAAAGCUCUACAUCCUCAGAAAAACUGUUUCUCAUGAUUCUCGAUGGAAGCCCUGGUUCUACGUCUGCUCCUUGAGCAAUAGAAACAUUGUCUACAAGGGUCAACUCGCUCCAGUUCAAGUCUACCAGUACUAUCAUGACUUGGUUUCCGUGGACUAUGAAGGUCACUUCGCCUUGGUCCACUCGCGCUUCUCAACUAACACAUUUCCUUCCUGGGAUCGAUCACAGCCUCUACGGUGGCUCGCUCAUAACGGUGAGAUCAACACUCUAAGAGGAAACAAGAACUGGAUGAGAGCCCGUGAAGGUGUCUUGAACUCUGAUUUGUUUGGAGACGAGCUGGAGAAACUUUUCCCCAUUGUUGAAGAUGGAGGUUCCGACUCUGCAGCCUUCGACAACGUCUUAGAGCUGUUGGUCAUGAAUCGUGUCCUAUCCCUUCCAGAAGCUGUCAUGAUGAUGGUUCCCGAGGCGUGGCAAGGUAAUCAUGCCAUGGAUCCUGCAAAAGCUGCCUUUUACGAGUACUCUGCCUGUUUGAUGGAGCCCUGGGACGGCCCUGCGCUGUUCACAUUCUCUGAUGGUAGAUACUGUGGCGCCAAUCUUGAUCGAAAUGGCUUGAGACCAUGUCGUUAUUACGUGACUGACGAUGAUCGAAUUGUCUGUGCUUCAGAAGUCGGCACCAUCGCAAUUGAACCAGAACGUGUCAUUCUGAAGGGCCGUCUUCAGCCUGGAAAAAUGCUGUUGGUCGACACGGAAGCUGGCCGUAUCAUUGACGACGCAGAGCUCAAAGAGACCGUCGCAAAGCGACAACCUUUCCAACAAUGGUUAGACAAAUAUCUGAUGAAGAUGCCUGUGGUCAGCGAGGCUCUCAGCAACGAGAUCGAUCUAGACUUUAAGCUGAACGACGACACCAUCCAGGAAGAUGUCAGACUCCGUGCUUUUGGAUAUUCCUUCGAACAGGUUAGUCUACUGCUCGGGCCUAUGGCCGCUGAUUCGAAAGAGGCUCUGGGCUCAAUGGGGAACGACGCGCCACUUGCAUGUCUUGCACAGCAACCUCGUCUGUUGUUCGAGUACUUUAGACAACUUUUCGCCCAAGUCACCAACCCACCCAUUGAUCCCAUUCGAGAAGCUAUUGUCAUGUCUCUAGAGUGCUAUAUUGGCCCCCAAGGCAACUUACUAGAAAUGGAGGAGUCCCAAUGUGGUAGACUAUUACUCCCAUCACCAAUCCUUGAGAUCGAGACCUUCAAUGCUCUCAGGAAUAUGUCUCGAUAUCAAAAGGACUGGACGGUCAAGACCAUUGACAUCACUUUCGAUAAGUGGUCGGGUGUCGAAGGCUACAAACAGGCUCUAGACAGCAUCUGUGAUGCCGCAACGGAGGCCAUCGAAGCAGGUGACAAGAUAAUCAUUCUAUCCGAUCGUGCAACAUCCGCCGACAGAGUUCCAAUCUCUUCACUCCUGGCAACUGGCAUGGUUCAUCAUCAUUUGGUUCGCAACAAAUGGAGAUCUCGAGCAGCGAUUGUCGUGGAGACCGCAGAAGCUAGAGAAGUCCACCAUAUGUGUGUGCUUGUCGGUUAUGGUGCUGAUGCCAUCAAUCCAUAUUUGGCUAUGGAAUGUAUCCUGAAGAUGAACCGUGAGGGACUUUUCAGGAAGAAAUUGUCGGACAAGCAAAUCAUCGCAAACUACAAGGCGUCGUGUGAUGGCGGUAUUCUGAAAGUCAUGAGCAAGAUGGGUAUCUCUACUCUCCAAUCUUACAAAGGUGCUCAGAUUUUCGAGGCUCUUGGUAUUGAUGAUUCUGUGGUCGAUCGCUGCUUUGCAGGUACUGCCACUCGUGUUCGAGGUAUGACAUUCGAGCUCAUUGCCGAGGAUGCUUUUGCUUUCCAUGAGAAAGGAUACCCUUCACGCCAUAUUCGCGAGAUCCCUGGAUUACCGGAAUCAGGAGAAUAUCAUUGGCGUGACGGUGGGGAGCCUCACAUCAAUGAUCCCGUCAGCAUUGCCAACAUUCAAGACGCUGUCAGAACGAAGAACGAUAAAUCCUAUGAAGCGUAUUCUCUUUCCGAAUACGAGCAGAUUAAGAACUGCACGCUACGAGGCAUGCUCGACUUUGAUUUCGAUCAGCGAAAUCCUGUACCUAUUGAUCAGGUCGAACCUUGGACUGAAAUUGUGCGACGAUUUGUCACAGGAGCCAUGUCUUAUGGUUCAAUCUCGAUGGAAUCCCACUCCACACUCGCGGUCGCCAUGAAUCGUCUCGGUGGGAAAUCAAACACAGGCGAAGGUGGUGAAGACCCAGAGCGAAGCUUGAAGAUGGAAAACGGAGACUCCAUGCGUUCAGCCAUCAAGCAGAUUGCUUCCGGCCGAUUCGGUGUUACCUCCAACUAUCUUGCCGAUUCAGAUGAGCUACAAAUCAAGAUGGCCCAAGGUGCCAAGCCUGGUGAGGGUGGUGAACUCCCUGGACAUAAAGUAUCGGAAUCCAUUGCACGCACCAGACACUCGACACCUGGUGUCGGUCUUAUCUCUCCUCCUCCACAUCACGAUAUCUACUCCAUUGAGGACCUAAAACAACUCAUUUAUGAUUUGAAGUGCUCGAACCCUCGGGCUCGAGUGUCUGUCAAGCUCGUUUCUGAGGUUGGUGUGGGUAUUGUCGCUGCUGGUGUUGCAAAAGCCAAGGCUGAUCACAUCUUGAUCUCUGGCCACGAUGGUGGUACUGGUGCCUCUCGCUGGACCGGUAUCAAAUACGCUGGUCUUCCAUGGGAACUGGGUCUUGCUGAAACUCAUCAGACCCUUGUUUUGAACGAUCUUCGGGGACGUGUAAUUGUCCAGACUGAUGGUCAGCUCCGCACUGGUCGUGACGUUGCGAUUGCAUGCUUGCUUGGUGCUGAAGAAUGGGGCUUUGCAACAACACCUCUGAUUGCAAUGGGCUGUAUCAUGAUGAGAAAGUGCCACUUGAACACUUGUCCUGUAGGUAUUGCGACGCAAGACCCGUUGCUGAGGAAGAAGUUCCAAGGAACUCCCGAACACGUGAUCAAUUUCUUCUACUACAUUGCCAACGAGCUCCGAGCCAUCAUGGCGCACCUCGGUUUGAGAACUGUGAAUGAAAUGGUUGGUCAUGCCGAGUUGUUGAAGGUACGGGAGGAGAUCCGUACCCCCAAGACCGAGAACAUUGAUCUUUCUUUGAUUCUCACACCGGCGCAUUCUAUUCGUCCAGGUGUUGCAACAUAUAACGUUCGAAAACAAGAUCACAAGUUGCACACUCGUCUCGACAACAAGUUGAUCUCUGAGUCUGAGCUCGCUCUCGAGAAGGGUCUUCCAUGCCGUAUCGAGACCGAUAUUGUGAACACCGAUCGUACACUGGGUGCCACUCUUUCAUACCACAUCAGCAAGCGCUAUGGUGAAGCCGGUCUACCUCAAGAUACCAUCCAUGUCAACAUUAGAGGAUCUGCAGGUCAAUCAUUCGGUGCUUACCUGGCACCCGGUGUCACGCUUGAACUUGAGGGAGAUGCCAAUGAUUAUGUUGGAAAGGGUCUCUCAGGAGGUCGCCUGAUCAUCUACCCACCACGAAGCGCCGUAUUCAAGGCAGAAGAGAACAUCUUAAUCGGCAAUGUCUGCUUGUAUGGCGCGACCUUGGGAACAUGUUACUUCCGAGGUGUUGCCGCUGAACGUUUCGCCGUUCGAAACUCGGGAGCGAAUACUGUUGUGGAAGGCGUUGGUGACCAUGGUUGUGAGUACAUGACUGGUGGUCGCGUCGUUAUCCUCGGAAGCACUGGCCGUAACUUCGCGGCUGGUAUGUCUGGUGGUAUUGCCUAUGUUCUCGACAUGAACCAAGACUUCCAUUCCAAGAUCAAUAUGGAGAUGGUUGAAGUUUCCGGCGUCGAGGACCCAACUGAGAUUGCUUUCCUUCGAGGUAUGAUCGAAGAUCAUCAUCACUACACGGGUUCCGAGCUUGCGGCUCGUAUUCUGUUGGAGUUCAACCGUGCACUUCCACGCUUUGUCAAGGUCCUCCCUACCGACUACAAGCGCGUACUUGCUGAACGUGCCGCUAAGGCCGAGGAAGCAAAGAAGGCCGAAUACCCAUUGCCUUUGCUUCCAGGGAACCCCGUCAGGUCCCUUCAUCAAGAGCAACGUGACGCCGCACAAGAUAAGGAAGCCAAACAAAAGAAGGUGGACAUGCUUGACAUUGAGGAAGGCGUGAACGGCGAUGCUCAAAAGGCGAAACAAAAGGCAGGCCUAGUUCUCGACAAGACGCGAGGUUUCAUGAAGUACACUCGUCGCAGCGAGAAAUAUCGCAACGUCAAAACCCGAACGAAGGAUUGGGCUGAGUUGUCUUCUCGUCUCAACGAGGAUGAGCUCAAAUACCAAUCAGCACGGUGCAUGGACUGUGGUGUUCCUUUCUGUCAAUCUGAUUCCGGAUGUCCGAUUUCGAACAUUAUCCCCAAGUGGAAUGAGCUUGUCUUCCAAAACCAAUGGCAGGAUGCCUUGAACCGACUACUCAUGACCAAUAACUUCCCUGAGUUCACUGGCCGUGUCUGCCCUGCUCCAUGCGAAGGGGCUUGUGUUCUGGGUAUCAAUGAGGACCCUGUAGGCAUCAAGAGCAUCGAGUGUGCCAUCAUCGACAAAGGAUUUGAAAUGGGGUGGAUGGUCCCUACUCCACCCACCCAGCGCACUGGUAAGAAGGUGGCGGUGAUUGGAUCUGGCCCUGCUGGUCUUGCCACUGCUGAUCAGCUCAACCGUGCUGGUCACUCCGUCACGGUCUAUGAGAAAUCUGAUCGCGCCGGGGGCCUUCUCAUGUACGGCAUUCCCAACAUGAAGCUCGACAAGCGCAUUGUUCAACGACGAGUGGAUCUGAUGGCUGCCGAGGGUAUUGUCUUUAAGACUGGUGUUCUUGUUGGACCCAACGAAGAAGCUAGCCUCGAAUCUCUACGUGCGAGCCAUGACGUUGUUGUCAUUUCUACUGGAGCUCAAGUUCCUCGGGACUUGAAGAUCAAGAAUCGAGAGAAUGAGGGUAUCCAUUUUGCCAUGGAAUUCUUGCACGCAAAUACCAAGUCCUUGUUGGACUCUGAGCUCGGAGAUGGCAAAUACAUUUCUGCCAAAGACAAGCAUGUCAUUGUUAUUGGCGGUGGAGAUACCGGGAAUGAUUGUAUCGGUACAUCACUCAGACACGGCGCCAAGUCGAUCACCAACUUUGAAUUGUUGCCCCAACCGCCACCAGAGCGUGCUCGAGACAACCCUUGGCCUCAGUGGCCCAGAAUCUACCGUGUUGACUAUGGACACACAGAAGUCAAGCAGCAUUAUGGCAAGGACCCUCGUGAGUACUGUGUGAUGACCAAGGAUUUCGAGGUCAAGGAUGGCCGAGUCGUGGGCAUCAACACGACUCGUGUCGAAUGGACCAAGAACUCUACUGGUGGCUGGGAUAUGAAGCCAAAAGAAGGCAGUGAAGAGUACUUUCCGGCCGACCUUGUCCUUCUGUCAAUGGGCUUCCUUGGCCCCGACGAGCACCUGUUCAAUGCAGAGGUCGAGCUUGAUGGACGCAAAAACAUCAAGACCCCAAAGAAUCAGUACAACACCAACCUGGACGGUGUGUUUGCUGCUGGUGAUUGUCGUCGUGGACAGUCCCUCAUUGUUUGGGGCAUCAACGAAGGUCGACAAUGUGCUCGUCAAGUGGACAGUUACCUUAUGGGCACAGGCUCUUCGCUUCCGGUCACGGGUGGCAUUGUACGACGCGCUCAACAUGACACCGUUCCAGUCCCGAAGGAAGUCAAGGUCGCCGCUUAA